Amborella trichopoda is the source of this 1880-nucleotide messenger RNA. RefSeq names its product dnaJ protein P58IPK homolog B. Gene Ontology annotation, cellular component: endoplasmic reticulum lumen. Gene Ontology annotation, molecular function: protein binding. The record is from RefSeq and is a predicted model, not a curated record. NCBI's taxonomy places the organism in Eukaryota, Viridiplantae, Streptophyta, Magnoliopsida, Amborellales, Amborellaceae.
GAAUAUCGACUAUAACUCGACAAAUACUGUUUUAUUUCUCUCUCUACCUUCUUCGACUCGGUGUUGGGUUCUCUCUCCUUGCACUAGUUUUCUCCUGAUUUUACUUCAAUUUGUGCCUGAAAAAGCUUACGGGUAUUUAAAUUUCCAGUACUUUGGUGUUUUUGAGAGAGAGAGAAUGGGACUGUGGGUCUUUUAUGGAGAAAAGAUUGAAAGAUCAAUGAGGGAAUUCCUGGUUCCCCUGCUAUUUAUUGGGCUUGCUUUUGAGAUCCUUUUCUUGCACGCACUGGCAUCUGCGCAACACGAUGGAAAACCUGGUGAUGCUGCUACCUUUUCAAAGAAAGCAUUGGAGUCCCUUGCAUUUAAGAGGUACUUUGAGGCACUUGAUUAUCUUAAUGAAGCUUUAGAGGCUGAUCCGGCAUUUUCUGAGGCUUACUUUCACCGUGCAUCUUCCCUGCGUCAAUUAUGUAGAUAUGAGGAGUCCGAGAGAGACUACAAAAAAUUUUUGGAGUUAAAACCUAGUACUUCUGCUGCAGAAAAAGAACUUUCCCAGAUGUUCCAGGCAAAAAGUUCUCUUGAAGUUGCCAUAGAUCUUUUUAAUUCCAAAAAUGUUAUCAAGGCAAUGGACCACCUCGACAAAGUUGUCCUUGUUUUUUCACCGGAGUGCUCCAAGGCAAAACUUUUAAAAAUUAAGAUCUUGAUAGCGGAAAAAGACUAUUCAGGUGCCAUUGCUGAAACUGGUUAUAUACUCAAAUCUGAUGAGAGUAAUCUGGAGGCUUUACUUCUGCGUGGACAAGCCUAUUAUUACCUGGUUGAUCAUGAUGUUGCUUUGAGGCACUACCAAAAGGGGCUUCGUCUUGACCCGGAACACAGUGGACUGAAGAAAGCAUAUUUUGGAUUGAAAAAUCUUAUAAAGAAGACUAAAAGUGCUGAAGAGAAUCUAGCUAAGGGUAAGUUGCGAUUAGCAGUAGAGGACUUUAAAGGAGCACUUGCGCUGGACCCGAAUCAUACUGCAUACAAUGUCCAUCUUUAUCUUGAGUUGUGCAAGGUAUUGAUCAAGCUUGGCCGGGGAAAAGAUGCUUUGGACAGUUGCACUGCAGCGCUUGACAUUGAUGGGGAGCUUAUAGAUGCUUUAGUUCAGAGAGGUGAAGCCAAACUUUUAGUUGAAGAUUGGGAGGGGGCAGUUGGCGACUUGCAAGCAGCUGCGCAAAAAUCUCCUCAGGAUAUGAGCAUUCGAGAAGCAUUGAUGAGGGCAGAAAAGUCACUAAAGCUGAGCAAGCGAAAGGACUGGUACAAGAUACUAGGUAUAUCAAGGACUGCUUCCAUUGCAGAGAUAAAGCGUGCCUAUAAGAAACUUGCUUUGCAGUGGCAUCCAGAUAAAAAUGUAGACAAUAGAGAAGAGGCAGAGACUAAAUUUAGAGAAAUAGCAGAGGCAUAUGAGAUCCUGGGAGACGAAGACAAGCGUGUGAGAUAUGACCGAGGUGAGGAUAUAGAAGAUGCUGGCAUGGGAAUGGGUGGUGCCGGUUUUAAUCCUUUUGGUGGCGGUGGUCAACAAUUUACUUUUCACUUUGAAGGAGGCUUUCCAGGCGGCUAUGGCUUCAAUUUUUGAUUUCAAAUGACAGAAUGAAUUAACAACCAUCGCAAUUCUAAUGCUGAAAGUAUUGAUAGUUGUAUGUCAUUUCUGCCCACAUCCUAACCCGCCCAACCUGUACUUAGAGGCCUCAUGUAGGGGCUGUUAUGCCCAAAGACAUUUCCAAUGAUGUCACAAUUAUGAUUAAUUUGUUGUUUCCUGAUCGUGUAAUUUGAGGAUGCAGUCUAUCCCUAUUUGAUGGGAUGACCUCCCCUAAAUUUUGAAAGAAAGGAUGAGUUUCUAUUUUGUAGCA